Messenger RNA from Stereum hirsutum FP-91666 SS1, 1341 nucleotides. Its product is annotated as aminotransferase. Gene Ontology annotation, molecular function: pyridoxal phosphate binding; transferase activity. The transcript is spliced from 3 exons. NCBI's taxonomy places the organism in Eukaryota, Fungi, Basidiomycota, Agaricomycetes, Russulales, Stereaceae. Gene Ontology annotation, biological process: biosynthetic process. Bases 1 to 1341 code for a protein of 446 amino acids. The record is from RefSeq and is a predicted model, not a curated record.
AUGCCUGUUACCACCGUGCUCUCCACAGCGCUUACCACUGCCUUGUUGGGGCGCCAGAGCAGAGGCACUCCCAUCGAGGAUCUCUUACACCCAAAACCGUCUUCCGCUCCUGACCUCUUUUCUAACGACUAUCUCUCUCUUUCCACUGAUUCUCUUCUACGAGAUGCGUUUCUCAAUCGUAUCUCUCAGACCCCGUUGCUGUUUGGGUCGACGGGCUCGCGCCUCCUCAACGGCAAUAAGUCAGUUCAUAUCGACUUUGAACUUCGUAUGAAGAAGUUCUUCGGAUCGCCCGCCGCCCUCCUCUGCAACUCUGGCUACGAAGCCAACACUGCUUUCUUCAGUGCGAUCCCGCAGUCGUCUGAUGUGAUCGUCUUCGACGAACACAUUCACGCAUCUGUGAGGGAUGGGAUGGCGACUUCUCGCGCGCGCGGAGCACUCUACCCCUUCGCACAUAACUCCACGUCGUCUUUCCGCCAGACUCUCGAGCGCGCGGUGCAAAACCAUCCAGGAGUGAUGCUCGGAAAGGCAACAGUAUUCGUCGCCGUCGAGAGCCUGUAUAGCAUGGACGGAGACUUCUGCCCCCUUCUCGAUAUUGUGGCAACAGCCAAAGAGCUCGUUCCAGAUGUCUCCAGGCACAUCGUCGUAGAUGAGGCCCAUACCACGGGGAUUUGCGGGAAGGAGGGAAGAGGGCUAGUGUCCCUUCUUGGUUUGGAAGACGACGUUCACACUGUCUUGCAUACCUUCGGAAAGGCCCGUGCUUUCUUGGGCGCCGUAAUCCUGACGUCGCCCGUCAUACGACACUAUCUUAUCAACUACGGGCGACCCGUCAUCUACAGCACCUCCCUCCCGUAUUCCAAUAUCAUAGCGCUGGAUGCGUGCUUCGACUUCAUGUCUACCCCGGCCGGUGACGAAUUGUCUCAGCGCUUGCAAUUCAAUGCGCGCUACUUCGAAGAGAAUCUCAGAAAGGCGUUGACGUCCAUCUCACCAGGCCUUCUGACGCUGCCUCAACAGAAGAACGCCGGGAUACCCGAAGAUCUGCACUCCCCUAUAUUUCCCAUUCUCACUCCUGGUUCGGAGUCGCUCGCCACCUACCUCAACUCGUUGGGAUACGCUGCGCGUCUCAUCCCGUACCCCGUGGUUCCCAAAGGACAAGAGAGGGUCAGAGUUGUGGUGCAUGCCGGGAACACCACCGAAGAUUUGGAUACUUUUAUCUCACGGGUGAUGGAAUGGGCGAGCAGCGUUCAGGGCUAUUCAGGGACUGACAGGAUUCUGACUACGCAGUCCGACGACGCCCUGAUGCCGGCUAUGACACAACCUACCGCGAUAAACGUUACCAUGUAG